Molecule: messenger RNA, 1365 nt
Organism: Leishmania mexicana MHOM/GT/2001/U1103
Lineage: Eukaryota; Euglenozoa; Kinetoplastea; Trypanosomatida; Trypanosomatidae
Exons: 1
Coding region: 1-1365 (454 amino acids)
Molecular function (GO): phosphatidylinositol binding
Source: RefSeq, a predicted model, not a curated record
AUGAUGCGUCCCAUCACAUACUUCCCGAUCACCACGGAAAUUCUCGCGGAGAACGACGCGAGCUUCACCGUGCCGGAUGUCCCGACCAACGCGCCGCAUCUUUCCGGCAUCGACAUCGGCGUGCGACGCAGCGACUGGUCUCGCGGCAACUCGGCGAGCGUGGAUCGGCGGUACAGCGAGGUGGUCGAUCUGCGAGAGCUUCUCACGUACCAGUUCCCCACACUCAUCAUGUCGCCGCUGCCGCGUAAAAGCAGCGUCAGCGACAUUGAAACCUACUUCAGCGCCUCGGACGCCUUCGCGGCGCAGCGCCAUAACCUCCAGUUUUUCCUCAACGAAAUUGCGUGCAUGCCGGAGGUUAUCUUCUUCUCCGAAUGGGUAGCACCGUUCUUCCUGGACCCGCGUGACACCUUCGAGACCGGCACGCUGUUGCGCAUGCGCGCCGCCCUGCGCGACCUCCGCCUCGCCACACACCCCUUCCGGGAGUGCAGCAAGCGGCACCGAAGCUUCACCGAGUACACCGCAAACAAGAUUGCGGCCAAGUCCAGCAGCCUUGUGCGGUCCGUGGCCGGCUUCUUCUUCAGUUCCAAGAACGACGACACUGCGAACGACGGUCGCGGCGGCGAUGGGCACCCCAAUGGCGGCGGCAGCGUGCCGGUGCCAACGUCGUCGUCGUCGUUCACGUACGACUGGACGUACCUGCCACCCUCGGCCAAGUCAGAUGCCUGUGCGUGGGUGCGGGUGUGCGAGCAACUUGCCCGUCGCCAGCAGGCACUGAAGGCGUCAGCGCGUUCGUUUGAAAAGUAUCUGGCUGCCUUGGCGCACAUGAAGGACGCGCAGCUGAAGGUGGCACAGUCCUUCGAGAACUACGAGCACACGCUUCGGUCCAGCCCUGUGCUUGACGCUCUUGGCGGCGAGUACCACCUCGCAGUCAGCAUGAUCGACGCCGUUACGCAGAAGGAGCGGGAGUACAUUGAGCGCAAGUAUCUGAACAUGUGCCUGCGGCUGGGGUUCGAGGCGAACUUAAUCGAUGCGGUAUUAGACGCGGUGGAUGUGGUGCUGGGUCAGUACCAGUUUCUCUCCAGCCCCCAGCUCAUGAAUACGCGUGACCGCACACAUGAGGAGGCGCUGCUGUACACCCAAGCUGUGAGCCGGGCACUGCUCGCGGACUACCGUGACCGGUACAAGUUCUUCUACGAAAAGCGUAUGCGCAACUUGGUGCGGGAGCAGGUGGCCCGACCCGCUAUCGAAUGCGCCGCUGCUGUGCAGCAGGUCAUGAAGGGCUCUGAGUUGCUGCGCGUGGUGCAAGACGCCCUUUUCACGGAAGUGAAUCCCACCGCAAGCUCACCGGCAGCCGCUGCUGCGUAG